ACGCACUACAGUCCAUUUAACAUGAUUUCCUAUGGGACAUGUUCACAUCUCAGCGUUUUCACCCAGUGCAUUUUUUGGAAAGGGUCAGGGACUUUUUUGAACGCAAAAAGUUGCGUUUUUGGUUCUAUAGACUUUCAAUGGAAAUGCUGCAUAAAAGCAUGUACAGUAGUGUGUUUUUGCUGAGUUUUUGAUGCAUUUUAAAUCUACAUUUUAAAGCGAGAAGAACCAGAAAUGCACCAGGUGCAAACGCAGAGAUGUGAGCGUGUCCCAUAGGAAAUAAUGUUAAAUGGACUGUAGUGCGUUUCUGCAAAAUGCUUAGGUGUGAACCUAGGGUAAAGGCUCCAAGUACACUAA
This is a messenger RNA of Staurois parvus, 354 nucleotides long. Lineage: Eukaryota; Metazoa; Chordata; Amphibia; Anura; Ranidae. The record is from the annotation of a GenBank genome assembly.